Gadus morhua (Atlantic cod) is the source of this 934-nucleotide messenger RNA. It is a transcript of the gene cfl2, whose product is annotated as cofilin 2 (muscle). Gene Ontology annotation, molecular function: actin binding. Gene Ontology annotation, biological process: actin filament depolymerization. Lineage: Eukaryota; Metazoa; Chordata; Actinopteri; Gadiformes; Gadidae. The transcript is spliced from 4 exons. Bases 214 to 714 code for a protein of 166 amino acids. The record is from RefSeq and is a predicted model, not a curated record. Gene Ontology annotation, cellular component: actin cytoskeleton.
GAUUAAUCCUCAACCUGCCGCUCCCGAUACCGCUGUCGCGGUGUCGCGCUGACCACCGCCUGCUGCGUCCGCCCCGCGUCUCUCCUCCCCCUCCUCGCCUGCUCACUCCUUCAGGACCGGCUGCUGCCCACGUUCCUCCGGUACAACACCGCUCCCCGGUGCAUUUUUAGUCCGCUGUAGCACUGUACCAGACCACACAACCACCCGGACAACAUGGCAUCGGGCGUCACCGUCAACGAUGAGGUCAUCAAGGUGUUCAACGACAUGAAGGUGCGCAAGUCUUCGUCGCCGGAAGAUGUGAAGAAGAGGAAGAAGGCGGUGCUGUUCUGUCUGAGUGACGACAAGAAGCAGAUCGUGGUGGAGCCGGGCAAGCAGAUCCUGGUGGGCGACAUCGGGGACACGGUGGACGACCCAUACGCCUGCUUCGUCAAGCUGCUGCCGCUCGGCGACUGUCGCUACGGCCUCUACGACGCCACCUACGAGACCCGCGAGUCCAAGAAGGAGGACCUGGUCUUCAUCUUCUGGGCACCAGAGGGCGCUCCGCUGAGGAGCAAGAUGAUCUACGCCACGUCUAAAGACGCCAUUAAGAAGAAGUUUACAGGUAUCAAACACGAGUGGCAGGUGAACGGUCUGGACGAGGUGCAGGACCGUGCCACGCUGGCGGAGAAGCUGGGAGGCAGCGUGGUCGUCACCCUGGAGGGGAAAGCUCUGUAGGGCCCCGCCCUCCGCCACCUCCUCUACACCUCCUCUGUAGGGCCCCGCCCUCCGCCACCUCCUCUACACCUCCUCUGCUCCUCCAUCACCUACUCCUCCUGACGGUCGUCACCCUGGAGGGGAGAGCUCUGUAGGGCCCCGCCCUCCGCCACCUCCUCUACACCUCCAUCACCUCCUCCUCCUGACGACGCCUCCUCUAAACCCCCUCCUCUUCCUCAUC